AUGGAGCGGAGCGGCAGCACCGGGAGCGGCUCCGGCAUCACCGGGAUCAUCGGGAUCAUCGGGAUCACCGGGAAUACCGGGAGCGGGCGGGCAGCGCCGCCUGGCGGCCCGCGGGGGGCACUGCUGCCCGCGCUCUGCCUGCUCCUGGCGCUGCUCCCGCUGCCCCCAUCCCGGGCACUGCCCACCCCAUCCCGGGCACUGCCCACCCCAUCCCGGGCACUGCCCACCCCAUCCCGGGCACUGCUCACCCCCGCGGCGCUGAACCGCUCCAGGGAGCUGCUGGAGGCCGCCGACACCUCCCUCCAAAGGCUGAAGGAACUCGACAUCCUGGGAUUUGAAUGUACCCUUGAAGAGGUUGAUCCUGAAGAUAUCACUAAGAACCAAACAAACACAAUAAAAGCUUGCACAUCUAGAGGUCUAGAGACUGGGAACUGUCCAGCACUGGAAGGAUCAACUUUUGAUAAGAGUAAAUGCCUGCAGGGCAUCUAUGAGGAUCUGAGUGCCUACAGGGCAGAGCUCAACAACUUCCACGAUCACAAAGUGCUGGCAAGUCUUGAUGAGAUGAUGAAAGUGAGUAUUUUCUGCCUCCUCUCUCUCCUCAGAGACCUCAAAAAUCGAGUAAAUACAGAAUGCCAGGCCCUGGACAGCAGCCGGAACGUUCCGGAGCCGCCGGCGGGAGCGGGAGCGGAGUCAUUCCCGGCGAGGCUGCGGCUGUGCCGGGUGCUCCAGGCCCUCCGGAUCCGCUCCCUCACCAUCUCCAGGAUGAUGAACUUCCUGAGCUCCCCGGAGAGCUCCCUGUGAGCGGCAAAAAUCCACCCAACCUGAGGAUUCCUUGGAGAGAAAAAAAAAAGCCCAGCGGGAUCGACCCCCUGCCACGUGCUCGGGGAGGGGGGUUAAAAGGAAUUUUUAAUAGGCACAGUUUCCAUAAAUCUUUUUUUUUUUUACGGAGCUGUGCCAGUGCCUUUGGAACUGUCAGGUUAAACUUCUACAUUCCUAGGAAAUAAGCUAGAUUUUAGCACCAACUGUAAUUUAUCAUGUUUUAUUUAUUCAGCUUAUUUUUCCCCAGUUGAG
Messenger RNA from Corapipo altera (White-ruffed manakin), 1071 nucleotides. RefSeq names its product interleukin 12A (gene IL12A). Gene Ontology annotation, cellular component: extracellular region. The transcript has 5 exons. Gene Ontology annotation, molecular function: growth factor activity; interleukin-12 receptor binding. NCBI's taxonomy places the organism in Eukaryota, Metazoa, Chordata, Aves, Passeriformes, Pipridae. The record is from RefSeq and is a predicted model, not a curated record. Bases 1 to 801 code for a protein of 266 amino acids. Gene Ontology annotation, biological process: immune response.